CCUCUCAGAUCUCUCUUCCUUCUUUCCAUCUCAACCUCUACCAAGAAGGUAAUUUCCAUCUAUUCCAACAAUCUGCUUCAUUUUCUUCUCUUGCUCUCCUCUCUGAUUUGCUUUUCUGGAAGACAAGCUGCUGAGAACAAAUAAACAAUGGUGAAGAUUUGCUGCAUUGGAGCUGGCUACGUUGGUGGCCCAACCAUGGCUGUGAUUGCAUUGAAAUGUCCUGAGAUCGAGGUAGCUGUGGUGGAUAUUGCUUCGCCGCGAAUCAAUGCCUGGAACAGUGAUCACCUCCCGAUCUAUGAGCCUGGCCUUGAUGAUGUGGUGAAGGAGUGCAGGGGAAGGAAUCUUUUCUUCAGCACUGAUGUGGAGAAACAUGUUGCUGAGGCUGACAUAGUUUUUGUCUCGGUGAACACCCCUACAAAAACUCAGGGGCUUGGAGCUGGCAAAGCAGCUGAUCUGACUUAUUGGGAGAGUGCUGCCAGGAUGAUUGCUGAUGUAUCGAAAUCUGACAAGAUCGUGGUUGAGAAAUCAACUGUGCCUGUUAAAACAGCUGAGGCAAUUGAGAGGAUUCUGACUCACAAUAGGAAAGGCAUCAAUUUCACAAUUCUGUCUAACCCAGAAUUUCUUGCUGAGGGAACAGCUAUUGCAGACCUUUUUGAUCCUGAUCGAGUCCUUAUUGGAGGCAGGGAGACCCCAGAAGGUCAAAAGGCUAUUCAUACUCUGAGAGAUGUUUAUGCCCAUUGGGUCCCUAUAGAAAGAAUCCUUUGCACCAAUUUGUGGUCUGCUGAACUCUCAAAGCUUGCCGCCAAUGCUUUUCUGGCUCAGAGGAUCUCCUCUGUGAAUGCCAUGUCAGCACUCUGUGAGGCAACUGGUGCUGAUGUCUCCCAGGUAUCCCACUCAAUUGGCACUGACUCAAGAAUUGGACCCAAGUUCUUGAAUGCCAGUGUUGGUUUUGGUGGCUCUUGCUUUCAGAAGGACAUACUGAACUUGGUCUAUAUCUGUGAGUGCAAUGGCCUUCCAGAGGUAGCUAAUUACUGGAAACAGGUCAUUAAGGUGAAUGACUACCAGAAAAAUCGGUUUGUGAACCGAGUGGUUUCUUCAAUGUUCAACACAGUCUCAGGGAAGAAAAUUGCUGUUUUGGGUUUUGCUUUCAAGAAGGACACUGGUGACACUAGGGAGACCCCAGCCAUUGAUGUGUGCAAGGGGCUGGUGGGAGACAAGGCUAGGUUGAGCAUAUAUGAUCCUCAGGUUUCUGAAGAUCAAAUCUUAAGGGAUCUAUCAAUGAAGAAGUUUGAUUGGGAUCAUCCUGCUCAUCUUCAACCAUCAAGCCCUACUUCCAACAAGCAAGUAUCUGUGGUUUGGGAUGCCUAUGAGGCAAUAAAGGAUGCACAUGGUAUUUGUAUUCUGACUGAAUGGGACGAGUUCAAGAAGCUUGAUUACCAAAAAGUUUAUGAAAGCAUGCAGAAGCCUGCAUUUGUAUUUGAUGGCCGAAAUGUUGUGGAUGUUAACAAGCUGAGGGAAAUUGGUUUUAUAGUUUAUUCCAUUGGCAAACCACUAGAUUCAUGGCUCAAGGACAUGCCUGCAGUGGCUUAAAGGUAAAAGCACAAUCUGUAGCUGCUGCCUAAGGAUGAAUUUGUUGGUCUUUCAGAGAGAAUUCCCUAUCCUCUUUUAUUAUCAUGCUCUAUUCUUAAUAGUUUAGAUUUCUGUUGCUGUUGUCUCUUUUAUGUUACUUUUAUUUGAUCAGGUAUUAUGGCAAGUUAGAGCCUAAUGCCUCGAUAUUGUCUUUAGCUAGCUAAAAAUCCUUAUUUGUUGACCUGUUUUAAUGUAAUAAAUGAGUACUACUACUGAAGGAAAUUUUAUACAAUAGAUAUCAUUUCUUUUAUUAU
Gastrolobium bilobum is the source of this 1883-nucleotide messenger RNA. Its product is annotated as UDP-glucose 6-dehydrogenase 1-like. Gene Ontology annotation, cellular component: nucleus; cytosol. NCBI's taxonomy places the organism in Eukaryota, Viridiplantae, Streptophyta, Magnoliopsida, Fabales, Fabaceae. The record is from RefSeq and is a predicted model, not a curated record. The coding region runs from base 148 to 1590 and encodes 480 amino acids. Gene Ontology annotation, biological process: glycosaminoglycan biosynthetic process. The transcript has 2 exons. Gene Ontology annotation, molecular function: NAD binding; UDP-glucose 6-dehydrogenase activity.